Messenger RNA from Nicotiana tabacum (common tobacco), 2572 nucleotides. The record is from RefSeq and is a predicted model, not a curated record. NCBI's taxonomy places the organism in Eukaryota, Viridiplantae, Streptophyta, Magnoliopsida, Solanales, Solanaceae.
AUAUUUUACGAAUUUAUUAAGGGAGAAAGGAAGAAUACACAGGGACACCCUUAUUCGGUGACAAAACUUUUAGCAUGUAUAGGCAACGAACACUGCUGAUUUAUUAGAAGAAAGAAUUUGAUAAGUUCAGGAAUUCAGAUGGAUGGUAAUAAUUGGAGGGCUGCUCAGGGUACCGCCCCAGCAGCCGGAGCUAUGGACACCGCUGAUUGGCGGACUCAACUUCAACCCGAUUCUCGUCAACGGAUUGUCAACAAAAUAAUGGAGAACAUUAAGGGUCGUCUUCCUGUCUCUGGACAAGAAGGAGCUCAGGAGCUUAAGAAAAUAGCAAUGAGGUUUGAGGAUAUGAUCCAUACUGCUGCCACGAGUAAACAAGAUUAUCUGCAAAGGUUUUCAAAGAUGCUGACUAAGUUGACGAAAUUUCAAUAUCCCGAUUCUAUACAACCCAGUGCUGUUACUAGUGGUCAGAAUGCCCAUGGCCCAGGAUCCUGCACCAUGCAUUCCCAAGUUAACAGCCAAGCACAGCAACUUCCUGUACCUAUGGUGGCCAAUGAAACUCAAACAAAGCGACCAGUGUUGCUGCAGAACAUUCAGAACAACAUGGCAUCCCAAAAUUGUGUUAGUUUGAGCCCAGCACUUCCUCCUUUGGGCAACUUAACUCAAGCUACCAUGCCAAAUGUCAUUGGCCGGAAUUCAAAUUUUCAAACCAUGCAAACCAUGCCAAAUGUUGAUCAAGUCGUGCCUCCUAAUAUGGUUAGUAAUUCUCAGAGGCAGAUGCAGGGAAGACAACAACAGGUUGCUUCUCAACAGCAACAGCAGCAAUUCCAGACAACACAACGAUAUCUUUAUCAGCAGCAGCUACAUCGUCAAAUGAUUAAGAAGAAAUUUCAGCUGGGAAACACACCACAGUCCUUGAUACAACAUGAACAGCAGAAACAACAGCCACAGUCACAGGAGGAGCAGCAUCAACAGCGACAAAACCUUCUACAGCCUACUCAGAGAAAUAUGCAUCAGCAGCAGUUGGGUUCUCAAAGUAAUAUAUCUGGAAUCCAGCAGCAACAGUUGACUGAAAGUCAACCUGUUAACUCUGGCUUGUAUUGUAAUCGGCAUCCUAUCCAUAUGUUGCAACUAUCAAAAAUUCCUGUACAACGGCAAACGCUACAGAGCGCUGCAACCGUGUUACCAAGUCAACGUCAACAAUCACAGUCACAGCCUGCACAACAGCAAAUGACGCCGCAGAGUCAAUCACGACCACCUUUGGGUUUGCAGCAACAGACGAAUCAAUUUCCAAGGGAAAUGCAACAGAGUAUUCAAGCAUCAAGCCCGUUGCUUCAACAGCAGAAGGAGCUAUAUCAACUACAAAGAGCCACACCAGAAGCUUCAUCAACAUCUUUAGAUUCUACAGUUCUGAGGGGAAAUGCAAUUGGAGCUGAUUGGCAGGAGGUUUACCAAAAGAUCAAGUUUAUGAAGGAGAUGUAUUUAUCAAAGCUCAAUUAUCUAUACCAGAAAAUUGCUUCUAAAAUGCAACAGCUAGAUUCUCUUCUUCAGCGGCCUCAAAAUGAGCAAAUUGAAACGUUCAAGAUGCUCAAGAUCACGCUGGGACACAUUUUGCUUUUCUUGCGGCUUAACAAGCAAGAUAUCCAGCUUUCUCAUAAGGAGAAACUGCUACAGGUUGAGAAGCACAUAGAUCUCUUUCUUAGUUCCGAUAGGCCGCGCAAGCCUACUUUGUCUCUGCAGCAAGGGCAACUUCCUGAAGCUCUUCGGAUGCAACUUAAGGUACAGAGUUCCAUGGAAGCAAUGCAGCAGAAUAAUCUCACCAAGUUGCAACAUAAUUCCUUUUCUCCUCAGGUUACCCAACAUCCUUCGCCGCAAACUGACGAACAAAAUAUGUUGGCAUCUCUUACUAAAGCUGGGCCUCCUCUCCAAUCUGCAAACUCACCAUUUGUUGUCCCAUCUCCUUCAACUUCCUGGGAUCUAUCUCCAAUGCCAGGGGAUUCUGUAAAAGUUAGUACUGGCCUUGCAUCACAUAUUGCUGCUGGAAAUAUAACGCAUCAGCAGGCUGAUGCACCUGACCAAUCCGUUGGAAUUGGUAUUCCGGAGAUAUCAGCCUCACCUUUGCUUGCAGAGUUUACUUGUUUAGAUGGUACACAUGCCAAUGUUUCAGCUGUUGUUUCAGGCAAGUCAAGUGUUGAACAAUCAUUGGAACGCUUGAUGAAAGUGGUUAAAAACAUGUCCCCAAAAGCAUUGAAUUCGUCAAUUAGUGACAUCAGUUCAGUUGUCAGUAUGAUGGAUCGAACAGCAGGAUCUGCACCAGGAAAUGGAUCAAGAGCAACUGUUGGUGAAGAUUUGGUUGCCACGACCAAAUGUCGUCUCCAAGCGACAAAUUACUCUGCGCAGGAUGGACUGCCAGGAGCAAAGAAACAGAAGCGACACAGAACUUCUGAUGUCGUUUCAUCAAGUGGCUGUGUAAAUGAUAGUUUCUGGCAAUUGAAUGGGUCUGAAGCAUCUGAGUCAGAGUCAACAAGUGUCAAAAUACCGAAACCUGAGGUAAUCUUCUGAUACCUUUCUAUUACAU